ACGAUCGAAACGACGUCUGUUAGUUUCCGUCCUGAAGGAGCAAAGAGGGAAGUGUGUGUGUGUGUGUGUGUGUGAGUGUGUGCUCGAAGUGUGUGUGCGAAGUGUUUGCGAAGCGUGUGUGAAGUGUGUUAGAAGCUGCUGGGGAUUCUGAUUGGACUCGUGCCGACUGACCCGCUGACAGGAUGGAGGCCCAGGUGCAGGUGGUGACCCGGCUGCGGGCGGCGUUCCGGUCCGGCCUCACGGUUCCAGAACAGUUCCGCCGGUCGCAGCUGCUGCAGCUCGUGGCCUUGCUCAAGGACAACGAGGAAGCCAUCCUGACGGCGCUGCACUCCGACCUCCGCAGGCCCAAGUUCGAGUCCGUCCUUGCUGAGAUUGAGAUGGUGUCCACCGAGCUGCACCACGCCCUGUCCAACCUGUCCAGCUGGAUGAAGCCGCAGUACGUCGACAAAAACCUGGCCACCAAGCUGGACGACUGCUUCGUGCGGAGGGAGCCGGUGGGGCUGGUCCUGGUGGUGGGGCCCUGGAACUACCCGCUGCAGCUGCUGCUGCUGCCGCUGGUGGCGGCCAUCGCUGCAGGAAACUGUGUGAUCCUCAAGCCUUCAGAGAUCAGCGCCGCCACCGACGGUCUGAUCGCAGAGCUGCUGCCCAGAUACCUCCACCAGGACUGCUACGCUGUGGUGAGCGGUGGCGCCGAGGAGACCAGCGCUCUUCUCACCAUUCCCUUCGACCACAUCUUCUACACAGGCUCUCAGGCUGUAGCUCGCCUCGUCCUGCAGGCGGCCGCCGUCCACCUGACCCCGGUGACCCUGGAGCUGGGGGGGAAGUGUCCCUGCUUCAUCCACGACCAGGUGGACGUGGCGGCGGCGGCGCGGCGCCUGGCCUGGUCCAAGUUCUUCAAUGCGGGCCAGAGCUGCGUGGCCCCGGACUUCGUGCUGUGCUCGGCCGCCACCAGGGACGCCCUGCUGCCGGCGCUGAGGGACACCCUGCAGGAGUUCUACAGCCAGGAGCCCCAGAAGAGUCCCCACCUGUCCCGCAUCGUGUCCCCUCGCCACUGCACACGUCUCACCGAGCUGCUGGAGAAAACCAGCGGGAAGGUCGUGAUUGGAGGAGAGAGCGACCCGGAGGACAAGUACAUCGCUCCCACGGUGGUGGUGGACGUGGCCGAGGACGACGCUCUGAUGAAGGAGGAGAUCUUUGGGCCCAUUCUGCCCAUCGUCACCGUGGAGUCUGUGACGGAGGGCAUCGACUUCAUCAACCGCCACGACAAGCCGCUGGCCCUCUACGUCUUCUCCGACAGCUCCUCGGUGGUCAGGCAGGUCCUGGAGAAGACCAGCAGUGGAGGCUUCUGCUCCAACGACGGCAUCGUGCACAUGACGCUGCCCGGCCUGCCCUUCGGAGGAGUGGGGGCGAGCGGCUGGGGCAAGUACCACGGACGCUGGGGCUUCGAAACCUUCAGCCACCAGCGGGCCUGCAUGCUGCGGGGCUGGGCGCUGGAGCGGCUCAACGGCCUGCGCUACCCCCCCUACAGCGAGGACAAGCUGGGCUGGCUGCGCUGGACCACGUCCCCCAAGAGCUGCGUGCUGAUGUGACCGAGUCCACAUGUCCUCGGUCUGGUUUCUUUCCCCUCUGUGUUCUGAAGCAGUUCAUCAAGAAUAAAGCUGAUAGACUUUGGA
Salarias fasciatus (jewelled blenny) is the source of this 1673-nucleotide messenger RNA. It is a transcript of the gene aldh3b1, whose product is annotated as aldehyde dehydrogenase 3 family, member B1. The transcript has 10 exons. Gene Ontology annotation, biological process: aldehyde metabolic process. Lineage: Eukaryota; Metazoa; Chordata; Actinopteri; Blenniiformes; Blenniidae. Gene Ontology annotation, molecular function: 3-chloroallyl aldehyde dehydrogenase activity; aldehyde dehydrogenase (NAD+) activity. The record is from RefSeq and is a predicted model, not a curated record. Gene Ontology annotation, cellular component: cytoplasm. Bases 183 to 1589 code for a protein of 468 amino acids.